UUCCGUGCUUUUUUAUAAUUUUUAGUUGAAAAUGGCGAUGUUGAACAACAAUAUUUGUUGAUAGUGAUAUAAACACACAACUAUCGCAUCUCGGUCGUCAGUCCAUUUAUUUUAAUGGCCCGCACAAAAAAGUAGUGAUGAUCAUCUCCACUACAAAGUUUAAUUCAGCUCUGUUGUUGAUAAGAUAGUGACAAAAGAAAAACUGCCGUAAUGGCAGACACUCAAAGCCAAACAGUCGAAUACCAGUGGGCCUACUCCAUAAUGGACUCGAGCCGGGUGUCCACGUUCCUAAUAUCAAUGUUGCUCAUCGUGUACGGAUCGUUUCGCAGCCUUAACAUGGAGCAAGAAGCCAGGGAACGCGCCAACGGUACAACGAAUUCCCUGCUGAAUCCCCCCCAGAGCGUUCCCGCAGAGAACGGCGUCCAGACGUUGGACACCAUGCAGGCGCUAUGUUUGCCUUUGGGGGCUAGUGUGUCAUUGUUGGUCAUGUUUUUCUUUUUCGAUUCUAUGCAGAUGUUGUUCGCAAUAUGCACAGCUGUGAUCGCAACAGUUGCACUUGCCUUUCUCCUAUUGCCAAUGUGUCAAUACAUAAUGGGACCGUGUUCCGAUGGCAAGAAGAUCUCCUUUGGGAUGUGUGGACGGUUCACUGCCGCUGAAUUGUUUUCCCUUUCUUUGUCAGUUUUUAUUGUUUGCAUAUGGGUCUUGACAGGUCACUGGUUGCUCAUGGACGCUAUGGGUAUGGGACUGUGUGUAGCUUUUAUCGCCUUUGUGAGAUUACCCAGUUUGAAAGUAUCGACGUUGCUUCUCACUGGACUGUUGAUAUAUGAUGUGUUUUGGGUGUUUUUCUCGUCGUACAUAUUUAGCACUAAUGUUAUGGUUAAGGUGGCCACGCGCCCCGCCGAAAACCCCGUAGGUGUGGUAGCUAGAAAAUUGCACAUAGGUGGUGUGGCCAAAGAAGCACCGAAACUGAGCCUGCCAGGAAAAUUAGUAUUUCCCAGCAUCCACAAUUCUGGACAUUUCAGUAUGUUAGGUCUAGGAGAUAUCGUAAUGCCCGGCCUGUUGCUGUGUUUCGUGUUGCGUUAUGACGCUUAUAGGAAAUCUCAAGGUUUAACCGGCUCCAGACUGACUUAUUUUCAUUGUUCUCUCUUAGGUUAUUUCCUAGGCUUACUGACAGCUACUGUCACCUCUGAACUGUUCAAAGCCGCCCAACCUGCUCUUUUAUAUUUAGUUCCGUUUACGUUAUUACCUUUACUAACAAUGGCGUACCUCAAGGGCGACUUGCGGCGGAUGUGGUCCGAACCAUUCAAAUCAUUAGCUGUUUCUAAGCAUUUACAAGAUGUGUGAUAGAGAUUUUCGACUGUUAUAUUACUGUUACUUCAAUUUUUAAGUAUAUUGAAUUAAAUUUAAGAUAUAAAGUGUGUUAAAAAUGUUUUAGCGAGCUAAGAACAAAAUCGUGAACAAUGUGAAAUUUUAUUUAUUACUAUUAUUAUAAUUACUAUUGUGUAUUAUUAAAUAUAGCAUCUAUUGUCAAUUGAAAAAUACAUAAUUAGAUAAUUCACUAGGUUUCAAAAUAACAUACGUACGUUAUAAAGACAUUUUGUUACUUUUUUUUAUACAUUAAAUAUAGUUUUUUGCUUAUAACCAU
Diabrotica virgifera virgifera (western corn rootworm) is the source of this 1645-nucleotide messenger RNA. RefSeq names its product signal peptide peptidase-like 3 (gene SppL). The record is from RefSeq and is a predicted model, not a curated record. The coding region runs from base 211 to 1344 and encodes 377 amino acids. The transcript is spliced from 7 exons. Gene Ontology annotation, biological process: membrane protein proteolysis. NCBI's taxonomy places the organism in Eukaryota, Metazoa, Arthropoda, Insecta, Coleoptera, Chrysomelidae. Gene Ontology annotation, molecular function: aspartic endopeptidase activity, intramembrane cleaving. Gene Ontology annotation, cellular component: Golgi-associated vesicle membrane; cytoplasmic side of endoplasmic reticulum membrane; lumenal side of endoplasmic reticulum membrane.